Molecule: messenger RNA, 10781 nt
Organism: Polyodon spathula (Mississippi paddlefish)
Lineage: Eukaryota; Metazoa; Chordata; Actinopteri; Acipenseriformes; Polyodontidae
Product: trinucleotide repeat-containing gene 6C protein-like
Exons: 19
Coding region: 1-5133 (1710 amino acids)
Biological process (GO): miRNA-mediated post-transcriptional gene silencing; positive regulation of nuclear-transcribed mRNA poly(A) tail shortening
Cellular component (GO): nucleoplasm; P-body
Molecular function (GO): protein binding; RNA binding
Source: RefSeq, a predicted model, not a curated record
AUGGAGACAGAUGAGAAAGAGUUGCCCCACCAGAGUGGCCUUGGAGCCCAGUAUGAGACUCUCCACUGGGGACACCAGCCCAGCAGCCACAUCUGGGAUCAAGUGAUCAUCGACCGGAGUGACACGGAGGCGUGGCCUUCCAUUUCCUGCAGCGAGAGCCACGUCCCCUCAGAAUGCACCAUGGAUAUUGACUCUACUACAGAGAUAAGCAGCAGCAACAUGAGCAUGGCCACGGGGCCCGGGCAGCAAAGCCACUUCUCGGCCCACCAUCCCAGCAGUAAAAACAGCGGCAACCACUCUGGAAGCAUGGUUUUCAACCAGGGCGGAGCCAGCCAGGGCUGGGGUUCUGGGCCUACCCACUGCCCCUCUGCCAUUGGCAGUGACAGGAAGACAGACAGCAUGCCAAUGGGAGGGAGGGGUCAGCCCUGCUGGGGGACCUCCAACUUUAACUUGAACCUGAAUCCUAGCGCCAACCCAGCUGCGUGGCCAGUACUGGGGCACGAAGGAGAUGGAAUGGUGGGCGGUGGCCCAAGAGGCAACAACCCCACUCCUCCCCCAAACCUCUGCAGCCCAGCUAGUGCCCCACCAGCCCAGGGAGGGGGCGGGUGUAUAGGCAGCACUAAUGGAAACCAUGUAGGGGGCAGUGGCAACAGUGCCUGGGGGAGCAUGCUUCCACCAGACCCAACAGAGUCACGGCCCUCACCGUCCACGAAUGUGUCUUUCAGUGUCGAACCUCAGAACCUUAGCACUGAUGGACCAAAUAACACUAAACAGCAGUCCCUGAGCCCCAUCCACGGCCUGCCCAGCUGGGGUUCUGUCCCUGUGGACAUGGGACCUCUUGUGCAACCACAGGUCAAUGGGGAGGGGGGCUCAUUGUGGGUGAAUGGAGACGCCAAGCCAACAGGUUCCAAGGAUUCAGCUUGGGAUUCUGGGCCGUCCAGUGGCCCUGGGAUUCUGACACCUUGGGGUCAAGGCGGGGGUAACACAGGGGCCUGGGGCCGAUUGGCCUGCAGUGGAGGUGGAGACUGGGGCAAGCAUUCCAGGGAGGCCAAAGGUUGGGAGACAUCAGGCUCCCCCCUGCAGGAGCAGCCUGUUUCCUGGUCCAACGCCCCCGCCAGCGAAGGAAGCAACGACAGCCUUGAAGGGAGAUCCCGCAGGAUGAAGAGGCCACAUGGGGAGCUCGAUGCUCCCCUUCCCCUGCCUAGGCAAGACCUGGACCCACGGGUGCUAUCCAACACUGGCUGGGGCCAGAUCCCUGUACGGCAGCACACAGCCUGGGAGCUGGAGGAGAUGGCACGGUUUGAUCACAAGAGCAACACGGGGGCCGACUCCUGGAGCACAGGAUCAUCUUCAUCAUCCUCUUCUGGUCCCCCGCCAGUGCCUGCAACUGCCAGCACUGACCCUGCUGCUGCACAGGUGUCUAACUCAGGUGGGAAGGGUGAAGGGUCCAGUUCUAGUACCUCAGCAGCUCCGGGAUGGGGAAACCCUGCCCCGGUGAUAGCCACGCCAGCCUCCAGCCUGCCCAGCUCUAGCUGGGGCGAGGCAAUCAGCAAGAAAGCACCCAGAGGGCAUGGAGGAUGGGGGGAACCCUCUGCAGGCAGCUCCAACUCUACUCCCUCCAAAGGUGGGAUGUCCUGGGGUCAGGAGGAGAAGUCUCCCAGCUGGGAUGACCCACCUGCUAAACCCAAACCUCAGAGCUGGGGCGAGGGACCCAAGCGUGGACAUGGCUGGGGUACAGGGGCAAGUGGGGGUGGAGAUUGGGGUGAGCCCAGGGAGGAGAAGAAGAACGGCUUAACUCCAGUCUCUUGGGAAGAGAACCCCCAGAAUGCUGGCUGGGGAAAGCAAGGACAAGAACAAGGAGCAGGAGCCGGGGUCGGGUUCGGGGGAGGUUGGAUGGAAGCACAGAGGCCCAGUGUGCCGGUGCAAGGAUGGGGAGGCAAGACCCAGGACAAUAGUAAUAGCAGCGGCAGCGUAGGGUCCUUGGGGGGAGCAGACACAGUGAAACAGUGCGGAACGGGCUGGGGAGGAGGAGGGGAAGGUGGGGGUGGGAGCAAGCAAGAGCAAGGGGGCGAACCUACUGGUUGGGAAGAGCCCUCUCCUCCCUCCGUGCGCCGCAAGAUGGAGAUCGACGAUGGUACCUCAGCUUGGGGAGACCCGAGCACCUACAACAAGAUUGUCAACUUGUGGGACAAAAACAACCCUGUAAUUCAGAGCGGCCCCAGCAAGCAUGCCGCCAGCAACAACCACGGCAACGCUGCCGCCAGCAACAACCACGGCAACGCUGCCGCCAGCAACAACCACGGCAACGCUGCCGCCAGCAACAACCACGGCAACGCUGCCGCCAGCAACAGCAACCACCAUCAUCACCACAGCAGCCACGCCCAGAGUCACACCCAGAGCCAUAGCCAGAGCCACAGCCACGCACCUAGCAACACAAACAACAGCCCGCCAGAGCAAACCACACCUCAUCAACCAAGUACCCCCCAGAGCAGAUCUGUACUCGCUGGGCCAGGAUGGGGAGACUUGCCCAGUGCUCAUCUGAAGCCCGAGCCUUCGUGGGGAGAGCCUGUCUCCCCGGCAACAGCGGUGGAUAAUGGGACCUCGGCCUGGGGGAAGCCCCCUGGCAGCUGCGGGGGAUGGGGGGACAACCCCUCCGACCCAUCAGGGCCCUACGGCAGGGGGAACCCCCCCUCAGGACUGGCCCCCUGCAAGCCAGCCUCCAAAUCUAUGCAAGAUAGUUGGGGAGGCAGUCCGGACGAGCUGGGCGGGUGGGAUCGGGAGGAGGGGGAUGUGUGGAACAGCGCUGCUUCCCAGGAGAGCAACUCGUCCUGCAGCUCCUGGGGGAACCUGCCCAAGAAGGGACUGCAAAAGGUCAUCAAGGUCCCCAGCAAGCAGGACGAGGCCUGGAUUCUGAGCCGGCUGAUCAAACAGCUCACAGACAUGGGCUUCCCACGGGAGCCGGCUGAGGAAGCCCUGAAGAGCAACAGCAUGAACCUGGACCAGGCGAUGAGUGCCCUGCUGGAAAAGAAGAGCGCGCUGGACAAGCGGGGGAUGGGAAUGUGUGACUACAACAGCCUGCUCUCCAAACCACUGGGCUGCCGGCCCCCUGCAAUCUCCAAAGAGUCUUCCUCGGACCGAUCCCCUUUCCUCGAUAAGGACGGUGGCCUAGUGGAAGACCCCCCAGCCUCACCGUUUUUGCCUUCUCCAAGCCUGAAGCUACCGCUCUCCAGCAGUGCACUGCCCAGCCAGGCCCUGGGUGGGGUCCCCUCGGGGCUGACCAUGCAAAACAUGAACAACAGACAGAUGCAGAGCAGCAUGUUCGGCAAUAGCGGAGCAGCACAAUUCAGGGCUAUGCUGCAGCAGCAGCAGCCAGCAGUGCCGCCUCUCAGCUCCUCCCAGCCUAGUGUUCGCACUCAAGUGCCUCAGUUUCUCUCCCCUCAGGUUCAAGCACAGCUCUUGCAGUUUGCAGCAAAAAACAUUGGUCUGAACCCUGCACUUUUAACUUCGCCAAUGAACCCUCAGCACAUGACUCUGUUGAACCAGCUCUACCAACUGCAGCUGUCGUACCAGCGUUUACAAAUCCAGCAGCAGAUGUUGCAGGCUCAGCGCAGCGUUUCCGGUCCCAUUAGACAACAAGAGCAGCAGGUUGCACGUACAAUCAAUAACAUGCAGCAGCAAAUCCAACAGCACCAGCGACAGCUGGCCCACGCCCUUCUCAUGAAGCAGCAGCCUCCACCUCAUCCCGGCCUGCACCCUGGCACAGGAAAAUCAGCCCUGGAUAGCUUUCCACCCCACCUCCAGGCUCCGGGCCUAUCUGGCCUGCAGACCAAAGAGCAGCAGUGUUCUCCGAACUCCUUUUCCUCCCACCCACUCUCUGGACUGAAUCCAAACAUGAAUGUAAACAGCAUGGAAGUGGGUAGUGGUCUGUCCAUGAAGGACUCCUCUCAGUCUCAGUCCCGUCUCCCGCAGUGGACACACCCCAAUUCCAUGGAGAACCUCUCUGGCACCUCCUCUCCCCUGGAGCAGAGCCUCAGCAAGCACGGUGCUAUCCCUGCAGGUCCCAGCAUCGGCCCCCCAGGGAAGUCCCCCAUGGAUGACUCCUACAUCCCCUACAAUCUAAUCCCCAGCAGCGAGUCUCCAGCCAGUCCACUAGUAGCCCCAGACAACUGGACACAGGCCAAAUCCGCUAAUGACAAAAUCUGCAAUGGCACCAACAUCAACUGGCCACCAGAGUUCUGUCCUGGCGUGCCCUGGAAAGGACUGCAGAAUAUUGACCCUGAAACUGACCCCAAUGUAACCCCAGGAAGUGUUCCCAGUGGCCCCACCAUCAACACCAAUAUUCAGGAUGUAAACCGCUACCUGCUCAGAGACAGGAGUGGAGGUAAACUAUCAGACAUCAAGUCGACCUGGUCCCCUGGCCCCAUCUCUCACCCCCAGGCCUCCCUGUCCCAUGAGCUCUGGAAGGUGCCACAAGGCCCCCGAAACCCUUCUGUUCCCACACGACCCCCCCCAGGGCUCACCAACACCAAGCCAUCUUCCACCUGGGGAGGCAACUCGCUGGGUUUGACGCCAGGCUGGAGCAGCUCCUACACCUCCGGGACCACCUGGAGCACUGACAGCUCAGCAAGAACGAGCAGCUGGCUGGUUCUGCGCAACCUCACCCCCCAGAUUGACGGCUCGACUCUGCGGACGCUGUGCAUGCAACACGGCCCUCUCCUUACAUUCCACCUGAACCUGACCCAAGGGAACGCCGUCGUCCGCUACAGCUCCAAGGAGGAGGCAGCCAAAGCACAGAAAUCCUUGCACAUGUGCGUUCUGGGUAACACUACCAUCCUGGCAGAGUUCGCUGGGGAGGAGGAAGUGAACCGCUUCUUUGCACAGGGUCAAUCCCUGACCCCUACCACCAGCUGGCAGGCACACCCGGGCACCAAUCAGACGCGGCUCGGCGGGGCGGGGACAGGGCACUGGAACAGCGGUGGGGGGAAGGGGGGCAGCGAGCUGCUGUGGGGAGGGGUCCCCCAGUUUUCCAGUCUCUGGGGACCCCCUGGAGGGGAGGACUCCAGGGGGAUCGGGAGCCCCACCCCCAUCAACACACUGCUUCCGGGAGACUUGCUGAGUGGAGAGUCCAUGUAGGGAUGGAAAGCUAGCCAAGCAGAUCACACGGAGAUAAUCAGUAAAUGAGAAAGGAACCACUGCUCCGACUCGCCUAUGGAAACAGAAACGGAAUGUGGCGGGCUGGGGCAAAACUAAUAUGGAGGCUGCUGACUUUAUUUUUUUAUUUUAUAAGUAUUCAAAACUAUUUUGAAGAAGAGUGGAAAAAACUACUUAAAAAAAGGAAAGAAAACAUUUUAAUGACUUAUUUCUACUAGUUCUGACAUUCAGUAUGAAUUGUGUUUUCAGGAGAACUGAUAAAACAAGCUGCCAUUUUGACCUUUCCCUCUAGCCCUGCCCGAUCAUGACCCCACCCCUUCAAGCCCCUCCCCUCAAUACUACAUCAUUCCGAGCAUGCCCAGUAGGAAUGGUUCAAGUACUCUCUUCAGCACUAAUAUUAGCCUUAACUGCUGUCCAGCCCAGUUCCUUGUUUGUUUUUUAAUUUUGAAGAAAAUCGGGUUUACACCGCUGUUUAAUACUUCAUGACAUCUAUAUAUCUAUCGCAAAAUAAGCUGAAAGAAAUGUAAUCAAAAACAGUGUCUUAUGUGUAUGAAUGUGAUGUGUGUGGAUCCAUGUGAACUACUGUCUACCCAUUUAUGAGAAACACCUUUGAAAGCUCUGCAUUGACGUGUCGGCCAUGUUCUCUCAACGCUAUCACGUGAUCUACAUCUUCAGGGGACAUGCAGCAGCUUCAUUUCCAGACUCUUCUGUCCGCAGAUUUCCUGGGCAGUCGCUGCUUUCUGUGCUGCCACUCCAGUGGACUGCGAGGCAGGAGUUUAGGCCUGGUCACAUGAGCAGCACCAGCUGCUCUUCCUCUCCACCUCACUGACUGCAGUCCUGGUGACAUGAGCACCAGUUGCUCUUCUUCUAUCCCUCCCUGUCCUUCUCUAUGGAGUGGCUGCUCAGCAGCUUUGUGUACAGCGGAUAGGGGAGGUGUGGGAACAGCAACCCAUCAUCCAACCAAAUCGGGGGUGUUUUUUAUAAAGGUGUAGUCAAGAGUGUGUAUAUAUUGCUCAUGUACAAAUGUGUAAAUUGAGACUUUUUUCAACCUUUUCGGUUGAUUUAUAGCACUUACAAGAGCAAGACACUCCUACUCUAUGAUGCCAAUGAAUUUGAAAACAAGCAGCGCUGUAAAUCCUGAAGGAGAAGAACGACUCCAGCGGAUCAAGCUGCUGAACAGAACGACUCCAGCGGAUCAAGCUGCUGAACAGAACGACUCCAGCGGAUCAAGCUGCUGGACAGAACGACUCCAGCGGAUCAAGCUGCUGGACAGAACGACUCCAGCGGAUCAAGCUGCUGGACAGAACGACUCCAGCGGAUCAAGCUGCUGGUUCCACUGUGUUUUCUGUGCACUAUUGGUUUGAAACUACUUGUAGACAAUUACUGAAGAAUAUGUUUUUAAAAUAUCAAAGUAAAUACCACUGUUACAUCAAAGAUUUGGACUCCUACGAGACGCUACACUUGUAAUGUUACACAAAAGAUCUGUGGCUCUGUACCUUGUACUAUAACAACUGGUCAUUGGGUGCCUGUCUGCUGUGAAGCCUCUCUGAAAAUUCACUUUGAUCAGCAGCACUCCCUCUCAAAGCACAUGUGCAUUUGGCUGCCAUUCUGUGUAGUGAGGCUGGUCUGGGUUCAGCAAGGCUGACAGUCCCAGCUCAAGAUCAGUAUAGUUUCCAUUGUUCACUUUAACGAUCAGUUAUAACAGGCUCCAGUGUUGUAUAGAUGAGUUCAGUGUAUUCAAUGUUAGUGUAUUGGCUCCUCACAACAGUACUGUCUUUGAGUUUUCCUAAUCAGGGUGUUUAGCAGUGUGCAAUCUCAUGGGACUAUAGUGUUAAACAUGACCUAGUGUUGGAGUGAGAUCUUAGAGAAACUCCUGGUUCCAGUGAUGCGGGGGAUUCAGGAAUCCCAGGGCUCUGAUUGAUGGGCCAAACUGCCUUACAGAACUACACCUCCAGUGAAGAUUACUAGGCUCGAUAUCCAGACCAGCAAAGUCGUCUUCACUGGUUACCAGCACUGCAGCCUCCUGGACCGUGGGUGGCUAAAGCAGGGCCAGUCCUCCUUCAGAAAAGAAACAGAGGCUGACCUCUAUAUAUCUAGCUGGUGCCUUUACAACCUUUUGAAAACAUUAAGAGUUUGGCCCAAGACAGACUUUCUCAGUUAAACCGACACAAGCCUCUGUUUCUAUGCAUUGGAGCCAGUGUGAUCCCCCUUGUGAUCAUGUGCCAGUACUAGCUGGUUGUUACUGCUGCUUUGAGGAGACACUGUUACUCGUGGGCGCUGGACAGUGUCCUGGCCAGGGUUUAACAAUCCUCCCCAAAGCACUGCAUAUUCAGCUCUUAUGUGAAAGAGGUAAAGCUGGGGUAGAAAAUUAAAAAAUAAGCUGCUGUUAACUAAUGUGGUAUUAGAUAGGUGGGAUCCACACCAUCAUUUACUAAAGAAAGAGAUCCCAGGGGACGGGUUCAAAGUCCAUUUCCAAGUGCUUGACAAGCAGUGGUAAAUACAGCUUCCUGUUCUCAAGCUCCUCUAGUUAAAGGAUCUUUGCAUGAAUACACGCUGCAGGCAAGUGGAGGCAGGAAGGGGCAUCCAUUCGAUUCCAGUGCUGGGAGGCAGUGAGGCCCAUUGAUUAGAGUCAAGCAGGCAGGAUGUUUCACUGCUUAAUGACAAGGUCGUUAAAACAAAGCUAGGCUGAUAGCUUGGAACUAUUCAUUGCAAGGGGAAGGAGUGAGAGUUGUGAAGAUAGCUUUGAUAACCUUCUCAUUCUCUAUAGUAAGAAGAAUGCACUGUUGUUGGCAGGCUAGCCAAGUACAUAUUCUUUUAUACCAAAAAGAUUGUUGUCCUUUUGAAGUUUGGUGUUUGGGGUCUGCCUUUGCUGGAAGGGGGUCCUAAACCUCUCCUUCCCUAAGCAGUGCGCCCGCAUGAGCCAACAUGCAGAGUCUGAGAUGCCCUUAGGAACUAUAUUAACUAUAUUAGUCUGUCCCUACUCAGUUUAUUAGGGUAACGCAGUGUUCUGCAAGUUGCUUUUAGACAUAUCUGUUUUAAAGACGCUGUACUCCCUGCCCUGCCCAGGACUUCUCCAGACGUCAGGCUUUUGAAGCUUUCCUUGAUGUAAUGGCUGCACCAGCAAUGAUAAUCUGUUACGGUCGCACAUCCCAUCCAUUAAGGAUUAUAGUUCUGAAAGAACAGGUUUGUGGUAAUGCAGCAGGAGUUAUAUAUGUUGAGUGCAUUACUCCCAGACUCAGUGGGGUUCUUCACCAGCAGGAGUUUUAUAUGUUGAGUGCAUUACCCCCAGACGUUAAGAACCUCAUUAUUUUUAAGGGCCUGGGUUGAAUAUGCAUGUGCUGAUUAUUAUUGUUAUCAGUAGUGGUAGUAGUAUUGUCAUCAUACAACUCCCCCUUUCAUUCCCUGAAAAAACAAAAAAAUCAUAAACAUAUCAAAACAAAACUAAAAUACACAUACUUGAAUCAAGUGAAAUGCCAAUAAUGUAAUGUGAACACUGUUUUUGUAAUGAUUUUAUCACUCAUACACUUCCAAGUUUUUGACACCAGUUCAAAGUGAAAAAAAGGCAAAAAGAUUAAACUGUUAUAGUGAGAAUUUGCACAGAAGCGUGUGUGAGCGAGCGAGCAAGAGAGAGAGCCUGUGGUAAGAAACCAGUGUAAGUGUGCCAGGGCGGGUGAAUGUGUUUGUGUGUGUUUGCACAGAAGGGUGUGAGUGUGAAAGAGUGAGAGAGAGUCUGGGGUUAGAAACCAGGGUGGGUGAAUGUGUUUGUGUUCUUAUUCAGUAUAUGCUUUUAUUUGCUUGUCAGUAAAGAAACGUAGUGAUGGAUAUUGUUGUUCUUGUCAUUAGCAUGGAGUGUCUGCUGCCCCUCACUCAGCGAUUGUUAAGUACAGAGGGGACUUGAUGACACUUUGUGUGGAAAUGUUUACUCAAGGACUUAACGAAAAAAUAACAUGUAACAUGUUUAUCUACCUUAUAGUGGCUUUUAUUGUGGAUUAAUCCAGAAAUGGAUUAGAAUUUGAGUAUUGCACCAUUUUAUUUCUUUUUUCUGAUUAUGAAAAAAGACAAAAAAAAUUACAAAAAAGACAAAAAACAAUGAUUUUUGAAGAACUGAGGCCAUAGCAUGCCCUUAGAGAAGGAGGGAGGCUUGCUGUGUUGGACAGCAGAGUAAGAUGGGAGGCAGGACUCAGGUUCCAGAAUGAGACUCAUUUCAGAGGUGCCUACUUUUUUUUUUUUUUUUUUUUUUUUUUUUUUUUUGUAAGGCCACCUACCGUUUACAAACAUUAACUUUUUCUGAACUUCACGGAAAAGGAAUUUAUUACAGGAGCGUUUGGAAAACGAAAAGGACAAAUACUCUUCCAAUAAAAUGAAAAAAUAACUUGUUUUCAGAAUGAAGAUUCUGCUACUUUCAUAACUCUGGGAUUGAACGGUGUUGUUAUGUUCUAGUUCACUUUGAUUUGAUCGUGUUUGUUGAUGUUAUUGAUGUUAUUGAUUUACGGACUGUCAAGCCUGUGUUUUAAUUGUUGUUAUUUUCCUUUGUAAUAGAAAACGUAACGCUCAUUAUCUUGCACACAAAUAAAACGUGGACGAUGUCUCAGGAAGGCUAGGGUUCCAGAGUUCCAACUCCACGCCAUUUUAAUGUACAUUUUAAUGAAAAAAAGAAGAACAAUAAUAAUUAAAAACCCAACUCCAAGCACUGAAGGUUAUGGAUUUUAAAAGAAGAAAAUACCUUUGUUUCUGAAUCCGCAGCAGUUACAUAUUUACCAAAUAAUGGACUUGAAAUGAACUUUAAAAAAAAAAUAAUAAUAAUUGAGGAGUGCUUUAUAUAAAUCUAUAUAUUAAAAUAAUUGCUUUACAUUUUAAACAAAAUUAUCAAUGCUGUUUGAUUGUUUUAAAGGACAGUGAACUAGCAUACCAUUGCUGUAUGUUUUAGACUGUUGUAUUUUCUUACACAGAGGUCCCUUGCCUGCUUGAUCAGGAACAUUGUGCUUUACUUUCUGUUCUCUCUGUCUCGUAGUUUGCCAGGUAAUAAAGAACACUUUAUGAAAAGCUGUGUUUCUGCAACACGUUUGACAAAACUGGUUUUAAAUGGAUCCUAAACUAUACACGAACUGGGGAUGAAUGCCUGCGCUGUUCCUUAUGUAUCUCUUUUCAUUUAGGGUUGUGUUCUAGACUGUAUUGUUUCUGCUUAGAAGCUGUUUCAUUCUCUUCUCCCCUCCCCCUUUUCCUCUCUGCUUAGAAGCUGUUUCAGUCUCGUUUACCCUCCCCCUUUUCCUCUGCUCAGAAGCUGUUUCAUUCUCGUUUACCCUCCCCCUUUUCCUCUCUGCCCAGAAGCUGUUACAUUCUGUUCUCCCCUCCCCCUUUUCCUCUCUGCUCAGAAGGAGGGGGGGUUAAGGACAGCCAGCAGUUUGGAGGGGCUGUGUGUUAUUUAUCAGUUUGGGUGUGUUUUUUUUUUUUUGCCUUUUAUUUUAAAAUGUACAAAUGUCUCCUUUGAGAUUUUAAAAAAAAAGUUGGUGGCUUUUAAUGUGUUUUUUUCUCUUCUAGAAUGUGAUUGUCAAAGAUGCAUACUGAAAACUUGUUUUCAUGAACUAUGAAGCUUAUUUCAAAGUAUUAAUAAACUGCAGCUUUUUCUUGAA